This is a messenger RNA of Harmonia axyridis, 2220 nucleotides long. RefSeq names its product juvenile hormone esterase-like (gene Tcjhe). The transcript is spliced from 11 exons. Bases 179 to 1948 code for a protein of 589 amino acids. Lineage: Eukaryota; Metazoa; Arthropoda; Insecta; Coleoptera; Coccinellidae. The record is from RefSeq and is a predicted model, not a curated record.
AUUUGUUUUCGCAUUCGGCUUUGAGUCAAAAGAAAUUUUAUGAACUCGUUUUUUCCCCCACUAUAAAUUUCAAGUAAUAUGCUGAAAAUGUUCAGUUCAUAGAAAGGUUUAUUAGUAAACAGGUGUUUUUGUUGUCAUUUGGAACUAUUCGUAUAUUGUAAAGGGACUGUACCUCUCAAUGGAAUAUUUCAAAAAAUAUUUUAUACUUACGCUGCACUUGCUAAUUUUUUCAAGUACAAUAUGCACGAAUGACCAUGAUUCACCUGUAGUAAGGACGAAAGAAGGACUAAUAAAGGGAACCUACUCAUUUUCAAAGAAUGGAAAAGUUUUCAAUAUUUUCAGAGGUAUUCCUUAUGCUAAACCACCUGUAGGCGAUCUGAGAUUUGGGGCACCACAACCUAUUGAGAACUGGAACGGUACCUUAGAUGCAACGAAAAAAGCCCCAGUGUGCAUUCAGAAAAACUAUCUAUUCGCAAAUGCACAGGUGGAAGGUCAAGAGGACUGCCUUUAUUUGAAUGUUUUUGUGCCUAGAGAUUUUGACAAGAGCAAACUUUUACCUGUUUUGGUAAAUAUCCACUGGGGUGGUUAUUUCUCAGGAAAGGGUAAUGAAGACUUUUUCGGACCAGAAAAAAUUAUGGACAAAGAUGUUGUUUUGGUGACUUUCAACUACAGACUGGGAAUUAUGGGUUUCCUUUCUACACUUGAUGAUGAAGCACCUGGAAAUAAUGCUCUGAAAGAUCAAGUUUUUCUACUGAAAUGGGUGCAAAGAAACAUAGGAAGUUUUGGAGGAGACCCUGGAAAAGUUACUAUAUUGGGUCACAGCGCUGGAGCAGGUUCUACUCAUUUACACAUGAUAAGCCCACUUUCUAAAGGUCUCUUUCAUCAAGCCAUAAGCCAAAGUGGAUCAGGAUUAGCUUUGUGGUCAACUCCUUAUAAUAAUCUGAAUAAACAACUUUUGACUUUGCAAGCAUCAUUAUUUUCUUGCAAUACAUCCACUUCAAAAGUUCUAUUGGAAUGUCUAAGAAAAGUUUGUGCCCGAAAAUUGGUUCAAUCGGGAGAUUUCUUUAAGUAUUUUUCAGUGGAUCCACUCACAGUCUACACUUUGGUGAUAGAAAAACAAACUGAAAAAAACCCUGAACCUUUUCUGACACGGAUGCCCAAAGAUAUUAUACUGGAAGGAAAAUUCAACAUGGUCCCAUGGAUCACAGGAACUGUUCAGAAUGAAGGCAAUUUGAGAGCUAGUGCUCUAAUCAGACAAAAGGCAACAAGGGAACUCUUGAACAAAUCCUUCCGAGAAUUAAUGAUGAAGGAAAUGUACUAUUCCUUGAGCGUUUCAGCAAAUGAAACUCAGAAAUUAUAUAAGAGAGCUCAAGAAAUGUAUAUGAACGGAGAAGAAUUCCUGAAUGAAAAAAAUCCAAAGAACAUCCAAGGAUUUAUCGAUUUAUGGAGCGAUCGGUCCAUGAAAUAUCCAUUUUACCAAUCUGUGAUGCUACACGCAGCCGUUAGUAAUCAACCGAUAUGGGCUUACACUUUUGAAUACAGUGGCAGGCAGACCUAUGGUGAUAUAUGGGCAGCAACGAAUGAAACUAUAGAUUUCGAUUGGGGUGUAUCCCAUUUGGAUGACUCACUCUAUUUAUUCAAUUCUCCUGCUCUUUUUCCUAAGAACGAUGAUAUGACCGAUAAUAAAAUGAGUGAAAUACUCUUAGAUAGAUGGAUUAACUUCGUCACAAAUAGAAAUCCCCAAAGAAGCUCGCAGGAGAACUUUUGGCCAAGCGUCAACUUCACUGGAUUGAAUAACAUGAAAAACGAUAACCUCUAUAUUCUGAACAUAACUGGAUCAGCCAAAGACGGAAAUAUUCGGGAAAAUGUGCAACAGGGAUUCCUCAAAGAAAAAAUGCUGUUCUGGGCAUCCCAGAAUCUUUGGGAGAAUUUUGAAGGGCUUGAAUAAUUUGAAAACUUUCAGCUGUUUGACUGAUUCUUGUAAAUUUAUUUGAUUUGAUUUAUGGACUGGAUUUUGUUGUGAAAAUGUAUGAAGUUUUUGAAUGUUUCAUUAUUAUGUGAUUAACUGAAAUGAUAUUAAUUAGAAGAGAUUCUUCAUUCAUUGAUCUUAGAAGAAUACAUUGUUAAAUAAAAAUCAUUUUGUACAUUUUUCAUUUCACUCGAGAAUACUUUUGUUAAAAUGAAACCUAUUUUUCAAGUGAAUAAAUGAAAACAAAAAUA